AUGGGCCAAUUCGACUUCUUCAGCAAGAUCGGUGCCACCGACAAGGCCGUCGCCGUCCUCAACGACCAGCCCGAGCUCUUCACCACCCUCCUCCUCGUCCUGAUCGGGCUCGCCGCCGAGGGCGGCAUCAUUGCCGCCAUCCACUACUGCACCCUCAAGCCUGAGCAGAAGAAGAAGAAGACUAAGGGGGGUGAUGACAAGAAGGGAGGCGGUAGGAAGUAA
Geosmithia morbida is the source of this 222-nucleotide messenger RNA. RefSeq lists its product as uncharacterized. The record is from RefSeq and is a predicted model, not a curated record. Lineage: Eukaryota; Fungi; Ascomycota; Sordariomycetes; Hypocreales; Bionectriaceae. The transcript has a single exon. Bases 1 to 222 code for a protein of 73 amino acids.